AUGAGAAGACUAGACUACACGAAGAGUUCUAGUGAACAUGUUGAGUCCUUGGGGGACGGCCCAGUUACCGCUCCCAAACAUGGCCAACUCACGACUUUCCAUCCUGUAAUAAACCCUGCAUUGGAGAAGAGAGUAAUCCGCAAGAUCGAUAUGAUGGUGAUCCCGUUUAUUUGCAUUACCUACCUGAUCACCUACAUCGAUAAGGCAAUGCUCGGAUACUCCGCUGUCUUUGGGUUGAAAGAGAGUUUGCAUUUGCAUGGGACGGAGUACAGUUGGCUAGGUAGCAUGUUCUAUUUUGGAUAUCUUGCAUUCGAGUAUCCAACAACAUUCGUCAUGCAAAAAGUACCGGUUUCGAAAUGGCUAUCAGUCAAUCUGUUUUUCUGGGGUGGUAUCACAAUCGCUUUGGCGGGUUGCUCCAACUUCCGCUCUUUUUUGGCCUUGCGCUUCUUGAUCGGAGCUCUCGAAUCAUGUUCGACCCCGGCCUAUCUCUUGAUCACCGCAACAUGGUACACAGUAGAAGAACAACCGAUUCGUAUUGGCUGGUGGUCAACCUUCCUUGGUCUUGCCAACUCCUUUGGAGGUCUCCUAGCUUUUGGAGUCGGCCAAAUCAAGGGAGCCCUACAGUCCUGGCAGUACCAAUUCAUUUUCAUUGGCGCUAUUUCUUGUGCUUGGGCCAUAUUUAUGUUCUUCACGCUUGCCGAACACCCGUCAACAGCCCCCUGGUUGAACACAGAGGAAAGGGAAGCAGCCGUACAGCGAUUGGGUGUAAGACACCAGGGAGCGAACCACCGAGAGAUCAAGAAAUACCAAAUCAUCGAAGCCCUUACCGACCCCAAGACCUGGCUUUUCUUCUUGUGCGGAGUCAGUACUCAGGUUGUGAAUGGAGCAGCCAGCAACUUUGGUAGUCUCAUUAUCGAGGGAUUCGGAUACUCGAAUCUGGUCACAACGUUGUUUCAAAUUCCUUAUGGCAUGGUAGUUUUGGUCUCCAAUGUCUCUGCCAUGUAUCUUCAACGGUGGCUGCCAGGACAGAAACGCUGUCUUGUGGCCAUUAUUUACGUUUGUCCUGCCCUAGCGGGUGCUGUGGGGAUCCAUACGAUAUCUCGAGAUCACAAAGUCGCACUAUUAGUUUGUUACUGGUUGACGAGCACAUACACCGCCUCCUUUGCAAUGGUCAUGUCACUCAUCACCGCCAACACCGGAGGCUCUACCAAGCGGACCGUGGUGAAUGCUCUGUUUUUCGUCUCGUACUGUGUUGGAAAUAUUGUGGGACCAUUCUCGUUUAAGAGUAAUGAGGCCCCCACCUAUACGUCCGGAAUCGUGGCAAUGCUGGUGGCCUACUGCGUUGAGAUCUUUCUGCUUCUGGCUUUUGCGGCUUAUGCGGUGAUGCUGAAUAGAAAGAAGAUGGAGGUCCUGCAUGGCCAAGGACUGGUGCUGGAAGAUGCAGGUUUUCGGAACGAGGAGACACCAGUUGACCAAACUGAUAAAGAGGAUAUCUUUUUCUGCUACUCAUACUAA
Molecule: messenger RNA, 1515 nt
Organism: Aspergillus ibericus CBS 121593
Lineage: Eukaryota; Fungi; Ascomycota; Eurotiomycetes; Eurotiales; Aspergillaceae
Product: MFS general substrate transporter
Exons: 5
Coding region: 1-1515 (504 amino acids)
Biological process (GO): transmembrane transport
Cellular component (GO): membrane
Molecular function (GO): transmembrane transporter activity
Source: RefSeq, a predicted model, not a curated record